AUGAGCGAAAUAAAUAAUGAAAAUUCAGACUCAAACCAAAUAAUAGUAGCCGGACCUGCGCAAAGCAAGAACAAGCACAUCCGUAGCGCCUUGAGGAAACGGAAGGGUAGAUUAAGUGCUCAAGCUUAUGAGGAAGAUCAAGAGGCUAUUUUAUCAUCUCCUUUAUUAACCUCAACGCCUAAAACAGUCUCCAGAUCGCUGGUGAGAUUGUACCCAUACUUAAUUGUAGUGGAUAAUUUUUUGAGUAUCAUCACAUGGUCUAAUGACAAUAUUUCUACAAACUUAUUUGGAAUAAUAAUCUUUAUGGUUUGUGUUAUAUAUUUUGGGUUCAUUACAAAGUACUUUGGACAUUUAAUGAUUGUAGGUAUUAUAUGGGUAUAUUUGUUAAUUGAUAGGCACGUUCAGGAAACAAUGGCAUCUUGCCCUUCAUUAGAUGAUAUAAUACAUGUUAUGGAUAGAGUUUCUAUGAAGUCUAGUGCUGUAUUAUCGCCUAUUACUAUUUUAAGUGCUCAGGAUGUUAGGAGACUAUUAUUUACUAUUGCAUUCUUAUCUCCAGUUUACAUCUUCCUUACGAUGUUUGUGCUAUCUCCGAACUAUUUGAUGUUAAUGGGAGGUCUGUAUAUACUUACGUAUCACUCUAAACUGAUCAGAAGAAUGAGAAGGUAUCUGUGGAAGUUCCGCAUCGUGAGAUUACUUGUAUUUUUCAUAACAGGUUUAGAUCUUGGAGGACCAGAUAAUAAUAGGCGUUUGUUUGCUUCCGUUAACAAGAAAAUAAGGUCAUUUGUUUGGAACGAAGUAGGAAACACAUCUAAUACCAAAAAGACUGUUCUAUUCAAGGUUGCUCUUUUUGAAAACCAACGCCGCUGGCUUGGUAUCGGGUGGACAUCAACUAUGUUGAGCUAUGAAAGGGCGUCUUGGACAGAUGAGUUUCUGAAUACUUCUCCUAGCCCAGAAAUGUUUACAUUACCAGAGAAACAAUCUGGAAUGGCAUGGGAAUGGCAUGAUAAAGAUUGGAUGCUCGACUUAACAAAUGACGGAGCAAUCCAGGUUUCCGCUUCUACUGCUAAGACGAAAGUUAAGCCAGGGGCCGAUGAGGGCUUUACUUAUUAUGACAAUACCUGGAAUAAUCCCUCUGCAACAGACACAUAUAAAAAGUACACAAGAAGACGGAGGUGGAUCAGAACUGCUACGGUGACCACGACGUAUGACGAUGAGCCUACCGUAGAAAAGGCUUCAAUAAUUUCCCAUAUUUCAAAGAGCGAAGAUAAUAAAGGCAGGAAAAGAAAAGUUUCAUUCAGUACAUCAAAUGAGGUGCAUAUUAUACCUUCCUCGAACAACAGCAAAUUAAUAGAAAUGUGUGAUAUCGCAAUGGAGAGUUCUCCAUAG
Saccharomyces kudriavzevii IFO 1802 is the source of this 1386-nucleotide messenger RNA. It is a transcript of the gene PEX31, whose product is annotated as peroxisome biogenesis protein. The transcript has a single exon. Gene Ontology annotation, cellular component: peroxisomal membrane. The record is from RefSeq and is a predicted model, not a curated record. Bases 1 to 1386 code for a protein of 461 amino acids. Gene Ontology annotation, biological process: peroxisome organization. NCBI's taxonomy places the organism in Eukaryota, Fungi, Ascomycota, Saccharomycetes, Saccharomycetales, Saccharomycetaceae.